Messenger RNA from Carya illinoinensis, 816 nucleotides. RefSeq lists its product as uncharacterized. Lineage: Eukaryota; Viridiplantae; Streptophyta; Magnoliopsida; Fagales; Juglandaceae. The record is from RefSeq and is a predicted model, not a curated record. The transcript has 3 exons. The coding region runs from base 1 to 816 and encodes 271 amino acids.
AUGGCUGCUACUACAUCUUCCUCUGCCUUUCACCUUCCAGCUCAAGUUAUUUUCACCAAACUUGAUGGAAAUAACUUUCUUGCCUGGAGUGCUCAAUUAAUUCCUCUGUUCCAAAGCUAUGGUCUCAUGGGAAUUGUUGAUAGUUCCGAACCUAGUCCUCCUCAAUUUUCCAGUGAUGAACAAAAGGCCCAAGGUCUUCUUAAUUCUGCUUAUGUGGUUUGGCAGUAUAAGGACCAAACGGGUCCUGCUCCUUCCUCACCUAUUGUUUCUCAUGAUUCUACCUCACCGAAACGUGUUCUUCAUUCCUCUACACCCCUUUUCACUUCUGGCCAUCUUGACAUUCCUCUAGCCUCUCUUGUUUCCACUACGUCUACUAGCCAGCUUCCUUCUUCCCAAGACAGUGAACCUCCUGACCACCAAGACAGAGCACUCAUUGAACAUCACAAGGCUAUAUUAGUUGCUGUUGUCUAUUUACAGAGAAGUGGUAUUGAUUUUCAUGACACGUUCAGCCCCGUCAUCAAACCUUCUACCGUGCAUAUGGUUCUUGCACUUGCCGUUUCUUUCAACUGGGAUAUUAGGCAACUUGAUGUCUCUAAUGCCUUUCUCCAUGGCAUUUUAGAAGAAGAGGUAUAUAUGACACAACCAAAAGGCUUUGAGGAUCCUGUGCACCCCGAGUUUGUGUGUAAGUUUCAUAAAUCUCUCUAUGGUUUGAAGCAAGCUCCUGAACCCCAAGAAUCCAUGCUCUUUGCUCUUGUACAUACUAUUGAUAAAAGAUUCCCCUCCCAACUAGGGACAGUCGGGAUGCAGAACGUUUGA